ACUGCUUGCGUAAAACUGUUGAUUUUCAAUCUGCUACUAAUUCUAUUAUUUGUUAAAAAAAUAUGUGCUGUUGAUGUCUCAUUUAUUCGAUAAGGAGUUCUGCGUAAGGUUAUGUGUAUGAUAAUCAAUGAUCGACAUGUUCUAAAACGUAGCGCAGAAACGAUCAUCGACCGAUUACUUUGCAAAUUUUAAACUGCUAAUCGAGUAAUCGCUCACGGACAGAUUAGCCCGCGUCAGGGUGUCUUUAAAUACACUUCCUCGAGUAUGUUGUGUUUAUCUUGAAAGCAAUCAACAUCGAGAUCGUAAGAUUCGCUUAUAAGAAUGGCCGAUGAAAUAGAAACAGUCCGACUCGUUAACGAAGAGACCGAGUGCGUGGAAGCAGAAAUAGACGGUGACGAUGUAGACGAAGAAGGUUCCGAUGGUGUUGUAGUUCCAGAACUUAAGGGUACAUUAUCCAAAUGGACAAAUUAUAUACAUGGCUGGCAAACUAGAUUUAUUGUUCUCAAAGAUGGUACUUUAUCUUAUUACAAAUCUGAGCAGGACAGUGGAUUUGGAUGUCGUGGUUCAAUAAGUUUGUAUAAAGCUAACAUUAAGGCACACGAAUUCGAUGAGUGUAGGUUCGAUGUAUCAGUAAACGAUUGUCUAGUAUGGUAUUUAAGAGCAAAUUGUCCAGAGGAAAAGCAGCGUUGGGUCGACAUUUUGAAAUCUUAUAAGUCAGAAUCUGGUUACGGAAGCGAGAACAGUCUGAAACGCCACGGUAGCGCCAUUUCGCUUGUGUCGAAUACACAAUCUAUCACAAGCGCAGGUAGCUUUACUAAACGCGGCGUCAGAGGAUUGAAAGAGAAAUUAGCAGAGCUUGAAACCUUCAGGGAUAUUCUGAUCAAGCAAAUAGAUACUUUGCAAAAGUAUUUUGAUAACUGCGCGGAAAAUGCUAAAAAUAUUUCCAUGAAAGAAAAUAAAGUUGAGACAACAAUGUUUGAUCCAGCCAAACACUCUGUAGAUUUUAAAGGAGAAGCGAUAACUUUCAAAGCGACGAGCGAGGGUGUGCUUGCGACAUUGCAACAUUGCGUUGAAUUAAUGGUGCAACGAGAAGAUGCAUGGCGUCGUAGAUGGGAAAAAGAAACUGAGAAAAAACGAAAAGUACAGGAACUUUACAAAACUCUGAAAGAUCAAGUUGCGAUGCAUCAAGGUGACUCUCCUAGACCCAGAGUCCUUAUUCAUGGAGGUCCAGAUUACGAGGAAGGACCGCACAGUGCUCUCUGCGAUGAAGAAUUCUACGACGCGGUAGAGACUGGAUUAGAUAAGAUCGAGGAAGAGAAUCAGCUGAGAGAUCGUCUGAAACAAAAAUCAGUCUCGAUUUUAGCGACUCCGACUAUGUCUGCGUCUAAGCACAGACUCUGGCCAGAGAUAGAAAAAAUAACGAUGCAACAAUUGCAUUAUGCACGACUUGGAGUUGGAGCUGGUGGCUGGCAAUUGUUUGCCGAGGAUGGCGACAUGCGAAUGUACAGACGCGAGGAGGAAGCGGAUGGCUUAGUGGUGGAUCCCCUAAAAGCAUGUCACGUCGUGAAGGGAGUUACCGGCCACGAAGUUUGCGAAAUAUUCUUUAGCCCCGAAUACAGAAGCGGAUGGGAAGCCACGCUCGAGGACAUGACCGUGAUCGAAAAUAUAUCUAAAGAUACUCUGAUAUUUCUGCAAACGCAUAAACGUAUUUGGCCGGCAAGUCAAAGAGACGCGUUGUUCUGGUCGCAUAUGCGCAGAGUUUCCGACGAUCAAGAUCCCGAUGCACACGAUUUAUGGAUAGUUUGUAACCAUAGCACGGAACACUCUGAUUAUCCUCCAAAUACAGGAAAAUGCGUGAGAGUGUAUCUGACUGUGUGUCUCGUAUGUCAAACGUUUAUCGAUCCUCCAAAAGAUGAAGAAGAGAUAAAAAGAGAGAAUAUUACAUGUAAAAUAACUUACUGUUCCGUUGUUAAUCCUGGUGGAUGGGCUCCAGCACCUGUUUUACGUGCUCUUUAUAAAAGGGAGUAUCCAAAGUUCCUUAAACGUUUCACUAGCUUUUGUAUUGAUCAGUGUAAGGAUAAACCAAUUACAUAUUAAGUGUAAUUUCUAUAAAUUUCUAAUUUUCCAUCCAAUUCCCUAUUUACUACAUCAUAGGCGUCGUAUCGCGCUUUCAAGUGAUCUAAAAUGUAUUAAAGAAGAAAAUUAAAUUUACACAGUGCAGAAAUUUUGGAAACAAUAAUUCUUCCAUUAUAAAUGAAAGUGUUUUUUAUAUACCGUUUCCUUUCUUUUUUUUUUUUCCUUUUUAAUUUGCUUGAUACGAUCGAUGUAACAGGAUACAAAAACUGUUACAUUGAUAAUGAUUUAUUAAAGCGUAAGGAAACAUUGUAUACAUUUCCGAGAUAAACUUUGUAAUAUGGAAUAUACGCUCUAAAAGCGCUAUUCAAAAAUUAUAUUUACUUAUUUAAAUAACAGCUUGUUAUUUUAUUGUUAUACAGAAUGUUGUCACAAACCACUUGUACAGAUCUUAACAAAGCGAAUACAUAUACAUUUAUCUAUUGUUACAUUAUAUAUCCAAUUAAAUACGAAAUUGUAUAAUACAAUUAUAUUGUUAUUUUUAUUUAUAUAUAACGUGUAUAUUGAUACACAAUA
This is a messenger RNA of Colletes gigas, 2649 nucleotides long. It is a transcript of the gene cert, whose product is annotated as ceramide transfer protein. Bases 322 to 2097 code for a protein of 591 amino acids. Gene Ontology annotation, molecular function: phosphatidylinositol-4-phosphate binding. Gene Ontology annotation, biological process: ER to Golgi ceramide transport. Lineage: Eukaryota; Metazoa; Arthropoda; Insecta; Hymenoptera; Colletidae. The record is from RefSeq and is a predicted model, not a curated record. Gene Ontology annotation, cellular component: Golgi apparatus. The transcript is spliced from 8 exons.